This is a messenger RNA of Oryza brachyantha (malo sina), 1485 nucleotides long. RefSeq names its product protein SEH1. Gene Ontology annotation, cellular component: Seh1-associated complex; nuclear pore outer ring. Gene Ontology annotation, molecular function: structural molecule activity; protein binding. The transcript is spliced from 8 exons. Bases 129 to 1100 code for a protein of 323 amino acids. The record is from RefSeq and is a predicted model, not a curated record. Gene Ontology annotation, biological process: cellular response to amino acid starvation; positive regulation of TORC1 signaling. NCBI's taxonomy places the organism in Eukaryota, Viridiplantae, Streptophyta, Magnoliopsida, Poales, Poaceae.
CUGGGCCGCGGCGUCUCUUCCCCGACCCGAACACUCGGCCGCACAGAGCACUCCAGAGCAGGCGCGAGCUCUCGCCACCACCGCCGCCGCCGCCGCCGAAGACGACGUCUGCGGGUAGUAAGGGAGGAAUGGCGGAGCGGCAGGUGGCGCAGCUAGGGGCCGGCGCGGCGUGCGUAGGCUGGAACCACUGCGGCCGCCGCCUCGCCGCCGGCGCCGUCGACGGCUUCGUCUCCGUCUACGAUUCCCAGCCGUCGCCUUCCUCCAAGUGGCAGGCCCAUGAGCAUGCUAUCCUGAAUAUCGUGUGGCUUCCUCCAGACUAUGGGGAUGCUAUAGCUUGUGUUUGUGCUGAUGGGACACUAUCUUUGUGGGAGGAGGUCGCUGAAGAUGAUCAACUUCCAACUUGGAGGAAAUGUAAAGUAUUUGAGGGUAGCAAUUCUCACAUACUAAACGUGCAGUUUGGAUUGCAGCUGUCAAGUCUGAAAAUGGUUACUGCAUACUCAGAUGGCCAAGUGAAGGUGUAUGAGCUCUUGGACUCAUUGGAAUUAGACAAGUGGCAGCUUCAGGCAGAGUUCCAGAACAUUACAGAUCCUGUCUCGCGGUCUGGGAAACCAGCAUGUACCUCUGCAUCGAUUGCAUGGAGUCCAAGAAGAGGUGAAAGUCAGCAGGCUAGUUUUGCUAUUGGUUUCAAUUCAGACUCCCCAAAUUUCAACUCUUGUAAGAUUUGGGAGUUCGAAGAAGCUCACCAGCGUUGGCUUCCAAUUGUUGAGCUUGGGUCACUUCAGGAUAAGGGUGAUAUAGUGCAUGCUGUAGCAUGGGCUCCUAACAUUGGCAGACCAUAUGAGAUCAUAGCAGUUGCAACAUGCAAAGGAAUUGCAAUCUGGCAUAUAGGGCUAAGCCCCGAAUCUGAUGGCAGCUUGUCAACAGAGAAUGUGGCUGUACUUUCUGGCCAUGAUGGGGAGGUACUGCAACUGGAAUGGGACAUGGGUGGUAUGACGCUUGCAUCGACCGGAGGCGAUGGCAUGGUUAAGCUAUGGCAGGCUAACUUGAAUGGAGUUUGGUAUGAGCAGGCUGUGCUUGAUUGCAAUGUAUCUCAUAACUAGGGUUAGGUGCACAUCUUUUUUUUUCUGGUUGAAACGGGGGGCUUAUGGGUUCCCAGCCCCCCCCCCCCCCUCCCUCAAAAGUUGUGCAAGCGGGAGAUUUAUGGGGAUGCUAUCCUGUUCCAGAAUCAUGUGAUGCCCCUUUCAAUUAUGCUACCGUGUACGUGGUUGUCUUUGGUCCCAAAAAAAAAAAAAAAAGAACUGGCCCUACAGCCUUCAUGAUGAUGUAGCUGCUGUUUAGGCUCAUCCGAUGCUACAUGGAUGUUGAUGUUGCUGGUGUCCUCGUAUCUUUUAUCAAGAUGCACGAUGUAACCGUGUUGUAACUAGGCGAUCGCUACUGGCACCAAGAAAUUGAAAAAAAUGGGGGAAUUGAAUGCCAUGCAACGUU